Messenger RNA from Penicillium bovifimosum, 1584 nucleotides. RefSeq names its product putative MFS transporter. The transcript has 2 exons. NCBI's taxonomy places the organism in Eukaryota, Fungi, Ascomycota, Eurotiomycetes, Eurotiales, Aspergillaceae. The coding region runs from base 1 to 1584 and encodes 527 amino acids. Gene Ontology annotation, biological process: transmembrane transport. The record is from RefSeq and is a predicted model, not a curated record. Gene Ontology annotation, molecular function: transmembrane transporter activity. Gene Ontology annotation, cellular component: membrane.
AUGCAACCACCCACCAUGUCCAAGCCACAGACUAUCCACGAUGAAGCGAUGAAACAGCAAAAUGCGAGCAAAUGGAUAGAUAAUAUCGGCAUUGAGCGCGUCCCGUUGACCGAGGAAGACAGCAAGCGAAUCUGUCGCAAGACCGACAAAACCAUUCUACUGGUGCUCGUGUGGGUCUACUUCCUGCAGAUUCUCGACAAGACGGUCCUGGGCUACGGCGCCACGUAUGGUUUGCAGGCAGACACGGGCCUCACGGGCAAUCAAUAUUCACUUGUUGGCUCCAUCUCGCCUAUCGCGCAACUCGCCUGGCAACCCUUUUCGUCAUAUCUCAUUGUCAAGGUUCCACACAAAAUCCUGAUGCCGGCGUUAGUCUUGGGAUGGGGUAUCGCUCAAACAUGCAUGGCUGCAUGCUCCAACUUCAGCUCCCUCAUGGCUGCUCGGUUUUUCCUCGGUCUGUUCGAGGCUGGAUGCCUGCCCCUCUUUGGUGUCAUCACGAGUCAAUGGUAUCGUCGUGCAGAGCAACCGAUCCGAAUCGCUGCCUGGUACAGCACAAACGGCCUGGCCACAAUUGUCGCCGCUGCCCUUUCAUACGGAUUGGGACAGAUCGAGUCGGACGUGCUAAAAUCAUGGCAGAUCAUUUUCCUCGUUGUGGGCCUGAUCACCGUCGCAUCUGCUCCAGUCGUCUACUGGCGCUUGGACAAUGAUAUCUCCACGGCCCGGUUUCUCACCGAGGAUGAGAAAGCUCAAGGACUUGAACGACUCAGAGCUAAUCAGACCGGAACCGGCAAUACCGAGUUCAAAAUCAGUCAUGUCAUCGAGGCUGCUAUGGAACCAAAAACAUAUCUAUGGGUUGGCAUGGCAAUGCUUCUCAACAUUGGUGCCAGUGUGACCAAUAUAUUUGGUCCAUUAAUUCUGAGCGGCCUCGGAUUCGAUAAGUACAAGACAACACUUCUCACCAUGCCCUUUGGCGCCUUACAGUUCAUCAUGAUCCUCCUGGCAAGUUACCUUGCCCAGACCGCUCGCGUGAAAAGUGCUAUUAUCGCAGCUUUCAUGCUACCUGUCAUUGCUGGUCUCUCAAUCUUGUAUGCAUCGGCUCGGAACCAAUCGGUACAGGGUCAGCUGCUUGCUGGUUACUAUCUGCUGUCGUUUUUGUUUGGUGGAAAUCCAUUGGUUGUGACAUGGAUUAUUGGUAAUACGGGUGGCACCACCAAGAAAUCGGUCAUCAUGAGCCUGUACAAUGCAGCAAGCGCGGCUGGAAAUAUCGUUGGCCCUCUGCUCUUCGAUGAGAAGGACAAGCCAGCGUACCACCCCGGCUUGCGUGCCUGUCUCGGCAUUUUCAGUGCUCUCGCUGCUGUGGUCUUGAUCCAGUGGGCCAAUCUGUUUGUUCUAAACAAGCAACAAGCCCGUCUGCGUGUCCGCAAUGGCAAGAAAGCCGAUAUCGUGGACCACUCGAUGCAAAAUCACUAUCGGGAAAUGGAUGAAGACAACCUCGAAGAAGCUGGACAUGAGAAUGUACCAGUUGGUAACAACGCGUUCCAGGACCUGACCGAUCGACAAAAUGAUGAAUUUGUAUAUAUUUAUUAG